This is a messenger RNA of Myotis davidii, 1408 nucleotides long. It is a transcript of the gene CCDC159, whose product is annotated as coiled-coil domain containing 159. The transcript is spliced from 13 exons. Bases 128 to 1342 code for a protein of 404 amino acids. The record is from RefSeq and is a predicted model, not a curated record. NCBI's taxonomy places the organism in Eukaryota, Metazoa, Chordata, Mammalia, Chiroptera, Vespertilionidae.
CCUCUCUGUGACUCCGCGUUUAGGCUCCGCGCGUUUUAAAGUGAUGGUGUCCCCACAGGAUCAAAUUUCAGCGUCACAGCUGGGGACUGGCUUCGCGGUUCCUGAUGGGAGAGCAUGAGCAGGUGCUAUGUGCGACCCUGUUCUGGCCGGCCUGCCCCGAGACUCUGACUACUCUCUGCCCUGCUACUGCUCAUCUCCGUCGCCCUCCAACUUGUGUUCGCUUGACCACAGCAAGUGUGACAAGUACUGGGGUACUUCCUCAGACAAGAACUUGGACUAUACGAUUCACUGGUCCAGCACUCCAGAACCAGAGGCCUCGGGGCCAGCUGCUUCAGAGAACACAGUGACAAUUACAGACUGGAAGCCAGGGAGGGACUCAGGGCCUCCGUCGCCUGGGUCUCCCCACUCCCCCAACUCAGACUCACAGGAAUGCUGUAAUGACCAGGAACUUGUGAAGAAGCAUCCGAGUAUCACUAAGAAACCACUGGAGACCAGCUCUUCGAAAAUCAAAGGUAAGUCCACCAUGAUGAUUCCUGACACCCAGAAGCUCCUGCGAUGCGAACUGGAGUCACUCAAGAACCAGCUACAGGCCCAGACGAAGGCUUUUGAGUUCCUAAAUCACUCAGUGACCAUGUUGGAGAAAGAGAGCUGCCUGCAGCAAAUCAAGAUCCAACAGCUUGAAGGAGUCCUGAACCCCACGAGCCAGCAGACAGAGGGGAAAAAAUGGGACCUGGAUCAGGGACAGCGGGAGCUGUAUGCGGCCCUGGCGCAAGGCCUGAAGGGGCUACAGAAGACUCUGCGGGAGAGUGAGGAGGUGCAGAAAACCCGCACUACCCGCUACCUGCAGCUGCUGGCCCAGGAGAUCCGAGACAGCAAGAAAUUCCUGUGGGAGGAGCUGGAGCUGGUUCGGGAGGAGGUGACCUUCAUCUAUCAGAAGCUCCAGGCACAGGAGGAAGAGAUCACCGAGAACCUGGUGAACAUCCAGAAGGUGCAGAAGACCCAGGCAAAGUGCCGUAAGGUCUUGACCAAGAUGAAACAACAGGGGUGUGAGACAACCAACUGGCUGGAGACAGAAGAGAUGCCAUCAGGAGGCAAUGGCUCUUGGAGGAGUGACCUCCAGAAGGAGCUGAGUGACAUAUGGUCCGCCGUGCAUACGCUUCAGAACUCCUUUGAUGGCCUCACCAUGUCCUCGGGAAUCCGCCCCAAGACUGGGAGCCUCCGGGGCUACAAGGGGCACAGAUGCCUGAGUCCUCCGCUUCACUCUUGGGACUCGGACUCGGACUCGGACCAGAACCCUUCCCAGCCACCCUUCAACAAAAGCCGCUCUUUCCCACCAGCUUGAGCAGCCGGGUUGCUCUCCACGAAGACCCCUCCAGAGAGAAAAUAAACUAGCCGAGACCCUCCUCCA